AUGGCGACGCCGUCAUUUAUGGACCGCGCCUCGGCCUGGUAUGCGGACAACAAGAUCGCGGCCUGGACCAUUGCCGGUGUCACGGUCAUAGUUACAGGCGGCACUGUCUACUACCUCUCACAACCGCCUGCGCCAUCAGAAGCAAGCCGUAAAGCCAAGAAGGAGCGCAAAAAGGCGAAAAAGGGAGGCGUAGAGGCCAGCGCGGAGGAGAAGAAAGCCGAGCCGGCGCCAGCAGCGCCUGCGGUACCCAAGGCUGCUGUUGUGGAAGAGCAGUCCGAGGAUCUUCCUCAUGUCACAGAAGAGUCUGUCGCGCAGCUCUCCGAACAGGAGCGCAAGGACUAUGCGGCCAAGCUCAAAGCUGCUGGAAACAAGGCCUACGGCAGCAAGGACUACAACCGCGCCAUCGAUCUCUACACCCAAGCAAUCCUCUGCAAAGCCGAUCCCGUAUUCUACUCCAACCGCGCAGCCUGCUGGAAUGCCAUGAGCAACUGGGCCAAGGUCAUCGAAGACACCACCGCCGCCAUCAAUCUCGACGCCGAAUACGUAAAGGCAUUGAACCGCCGAGCGAAUGCCUACGAACAGGAGGAYCGCUUCAGCGAAGCGCUUCUCGACUACACCGCCAGUUGCAUCAUCGAUCAAUUCCGCAAUGAAUCUUCCGCUCAAUCAGUCGAAAGGCUAUUGAAGAAGGUCGCCGAGUCCAAGGCCAAGAGCAUCAUGGCCAAGAAAGAGAAGAAACUGCCAUCGCCGACAUUCGUAUCCAACUACCUCCAAUCAUUCCGUGCUAGGGAUCUGCCCGCUGGUCUUGAAAAGACUGCGGACUUGGCAGAGGGAAGCGGCAAGUGGUAUCUCCGUAAGGGUCUCCAGGCCAUCCAGCAACGCACCGGCGAAGGAUACGCGGAAGCUGCAGAAAGCUUCGACCAAGCCAUUGAGAGGAACGACCUCGACAAGCACGAAGCACAAGCCUACAACAUGCGUGGAACGUUCCGCUACCUCAGAGGCGAGAACGAGGCUGCACUAGAGGACUUGAACAAAUCCAUCGAAUUGGACUCGACUUUGGUGCAGAGCUACGUCAAGCGUGCUAGCAUGCAUCUUGAAAACAGCGCACGCGACGCGGCCGCAAAGGACUUUGAAGACGCCGCUUCCCACAACCCAGACGACCCAGACAUCUACUACCACCGCGCUCAGCUCCACUUCAUCCUCUCCGAGUUCAGCGCCGCUGCUACCGACUACCAGAAAUCCAUCGACCUCGAUGGCGACUUUAUCUUCUCUCAUAUCCAGCUCGGCGUGACACAGUACAAGAUGGGAUCCAUUGCUAGCAGCAUGGCAACCUUCCGAAGGUGCAUCAAGAACUUUGGAAACAAGAGCGAUGUAUACAACUACUACGGCGAGCUUCUCUUGGACCAACAGAAGUACCAGGAAGCUGUUGAGAAAUUUGAGACUGCCGUUGAGAUGGAGCGUAAGACUGUUGGGGAGCGUGGAGGUGGCAUGAACGUCCUUCCUCUCAUCAACAAGGCGCUGGCGCUUUUCCAAUGGAAGCAGGACUUUGGUGCCGCCGAGGAGUUGUGCCAGAAGGCUCUCAUCAUCGAUCCCGAAUGCGAUAUUGCUGUUGCUACCAUGGCACAGCUGCUUCUGCAGCAAGGCAAGGUCACCGAUGCUCUUACAUACUUUGAGCGCGCAGCCGAACUGUCAAGGACCGAGGGAGAGAUUGUCAACGCACUUUCCUACGCAGAAGCGACGCGCACGCAACUUGAGGUGCAAGAAAAGUACCCACAGCUCGCCGCCAAACUCCAAGGUAUGGGAGCUGGAGGAAUGGGAGCCCCGAUGAGAUGA
Messenger RNA from Ramularia collo-cygni, 1830 nucleotides. Its product is annotated as probable TOM-70 mitochondrial precursor protein import receptor tom70. Gene Ontology annotation, cellular component: mitochondrial outer membrane. The record is from RefSeq and is a predicted model, not a curated record. The transcript is spliced from 4 exons. Gene Ontology annotation, molecular function: protein-transporting ATPase activity; protein binding. Lineage: Eukaryota; Fungi; Ascomycota; Dothideomycetes; Mycosphaerellales; Mycosphaerellaceae. Bases 1 to 1830 code for a protein of 609 amino acids. Gene Ontology annotation, biological process: intracellular protein transport.